AUGUUGAUCAAGAUGUUGAAACUCAGACUCCUCAAUGCAAUUGCCCCAGCCUACUUCUACACAGCCACAGCAGUCACACUUGCACUCCAUUUUCUGCUCUUCAUUCCUACAAUUUUCCAAAACCCAGGGGUAACAAUCAGCUCUAUGACUUUGCUGCACACUGCCAUUUUUCUAUACCUGAUGCUUAACGCUCUGGGGAAUUACACAAUGACAAUAUGGUAUCCCUCUGAAAGUGCAAACGACAAUAUCAUACCAGUCUGUUCGCCAGACUGUCCAGAUAAAGUGGAUGCACACUACCUCUUCAAUGGCCGCCACUUCUGCAAACUGUGUAGAAAAGUGAUCCUAAAGCGAGACCACCAUUGUUUCUUUACUGGAAACUGCAUUGGGAAUAAGAACAUGCGUUACUUCAUUAUGUUCAGUAUCUACACAUCCUGUACUUGUUUGUACUCACUGGUUCUUGGGGUGGCAUAUCUCACUGUGGAAUAUUCAAUUUCUUUUGAGAACCCACUCACGUUUCUCACACUCCUGCCUCUUUCUACUGGAUACUUUUUCCUUGGUGUUAUCUCAGGCCUCCAGUUCUUUUUGGUCCUCAUGUUGUACGUCUGGCUGGGCGUUGGACUGGUGUCUGCUGGCUUCUGCUGCCAGCAGGUCUUGCUUGUGGCUAGAGGGCAAACCUGGUGCCAGCUACAGAAAGGGCAGCUCGUGGAGAGCCGUGGAUCGUGGCGUGAAAACCUAAGUGACGUUUUUGGUUCUCGUUGGGCACUUGGCUUCUUCCUACCUGUACGAACUGUUGAAGUCAAAUCUGAAUAUGAGCAUCAAGUCAGCGAGCACAAGCAUGACUGA
Messenger RNA from Chanos chanos (milkfish), 843 nucleotides. It is a transcript of the gene zdhhc22, whose product is annotated as zDHHC palmitoyltransferase 22. The record is from RefSeq and is a predicted model, not a curated record. The coding region runs from base 1 to 843 and encodes 280 amino acids. The transcript has 2 exons. Gene Ontology annotation, molecular function: palmitoyltransferase activity. NCBI's taxonomy places the organism in Eukaryota, Metazoa, Chordata, Actinopteri, Gonorynchiformes, Chanidae.